AUGGCCGGAGACGCGGCGGCGGGGAACCAGGAGGCGCGCCGCGACAGGAACCAGGAGGAGCGCGGCGGCGGGAUCCGGGAGGCGCGCCGCGGCGGAUCCGAGGAGGAGCGCGGCGGCGGCGAUGCGAGGAGGCGUGCGGCGGCGGGGAUGCGGGAGGAGCGCGGCGGCGGGGUCCGGAGGCGCGCGGCGUCGGGGUCCGGAGGCCCGCGGCGGCGGGGUCGGGAGGCGCGCGGCGGCGGGCCCACAGCGUCCAACAUAAUCUUAUUUCUUAGUAUUACAUCGACGGUUCCUUUCUUUUUUGGUCGUGGUGUGCUGAGAGCUGCAGCCCACAUUCUCGUCAAAUCGAGCGCGUGCAGUUGUGGAAUCGGCGGGUGGAGGCGUGGUGUUGCCGGCGAGCGACUGCCCGCGGCCGACGGCGAGCUGGCUUCAGCUGGAACUACGGCGGUCGGCGAGGGCUGCUGCUGGGGAUUGCGGCGACCGGCGGGUGACCUCGGCGGCCUGAAUCGAUUCUGGCGGAAGGCGUCGAGGCGGGCAUACGGCCUCCCCACCGCUCUGGCUACCGGAGGAACGACCACGAGCGCCGCUGGCCCGAGCCCCCGCCCCCUGCCAUCUGCGGUGGUUCGACGCGCGCCCUGCAUCCAAGACUGCUCCGGCCGCUUCUCCUACAUCUGUCGCCUGCCGCCCCCACCAUCUUCUUCGUCGCCGGUGUCCGGCAAGCUCCGUAUCCCUUCAUCCCUGCAUCAGCUACUUGUUGGGCUAAGGCGGCAAGUGAAACUCGAUUACUGGAAGUGUAUGUUGUUUGUCAAGAUCAUGUUAAUGCUGAAGCUUUCGGAGUUCAAGACUGAUUAUGAUCAAGUGAUUGAAGUGCUUGUCAAAACAGUGCACUUAUCAUAGAAAGAAAGGAGAAGUUCUUUUCACUUUAGAAUGCGCAAGGAUGUUGACAAGAUGAUCUUCACACCGUGUUGGCUAAUAGGACAUAAUAAAAUUAUCAAAGUGGUGUAAUAAAAAUAGCACAAGUGUAAUUAAUUGCCGUGUCUUUGUUCCCUUAAUUUCUUGAUUUUACAGCACAUUAUGCCACAAUAUGUUGGGUACCUGGAUACUUACGUAUCUGGAGACUUUUUGGUACCUGCCUAUUAAAUACAGAUAGAUUCUGUAUUAUUUU
Messenger RNA from Lolium perenne, 1162 nucleotides. The record is from RefSeq and is a predicted model, not a curated record. NCBI's taxonomy places the organism in Eukaryota, Viridiplantae, Streptophyta, Magnoliopsida, Poales, Poaceae.